AUGGGCAAAGAGUCGACCAAAUCGCAAGUUUUGUCAGCAAAGGACAUCAUUGAACACCAAAAAUUGAUGGAUAAAGUAGAUGGUUUGCAUUCAUCGCUAAAUGGUUUGUUAGAAAAAAGAAUCAAUGAAUUGACAACCGCAGAUAUCUCGUACCAGUCGAAUAGCACAAUGCAUACAACUGCUCCGCAUGUUCAAGAUCAAGGUGUCAAGGUCAAGAAGAUGGAAAUUGAAAAGUUUAGCGGCAAAGACAAUGAUUGGCCACAGUUCAAAGCACAAUUUGAGGAAUGUUUUCAUCGUCGAACGGAUAUGACCGACUCAACAAAGUUUUAUCAUUUGAUGGCUCAUCUGGCACCACAGUCAGAGGCUUACAAUACGGUUAACGAGACACCAUCUAGGUCGGCGUUAAUUGCGCUGAUUAAUAAAACGAAUAAUUUGUUAUAUUCUUUGCCAAAAUAUAAUAUUCGUGUCGAACAUUGGGAUCCAAUUUUAGUACCGUUAUUAAUUCGAAAAAUGGAUGGUCAUUCAAGUCAAAGUGGACCUGUUUCAAGUCGAGGACAUUUCAGAGGUCCAGAAUCUGCAUCGAAUACACCGGCGAUAACAGCUAUGCCGGCAACUUCACAACAGUCGAAUUAUAAGCAUGAUCCAAGUAAGAUUAAGAAGAAGCGUGCAUGUUUUCAUUGUAACGGUUUGCAUAAGCUAUAUGAUUGCCGGUCUUUUGAAAGAAUGUCGGUUGAUCUAAGAGAGCAGCGUUUACAAAGCUUGAAUAUUUGUGUGAAAUGUUUGCGCAGAGGUCAUUCAAAGGACACCUGUAGUAUUUCUGAUUGUAGAAUUUGUGGACAGCCUCAUAAUAAGUUAUUAUGCCCUCAGCAACAAAAACCAGCAACGGUGUUAACCUUGGUACAAUCAUCGCCGGCUACGGAUAUUGAUGCAUCAUUAAUUGCGACGUUGAGAGUGUUAGCGUCAGAUAAAUUUGGCAAAGAAGUUAAGGUCAGAGCGAUGGCUGAUGGUGGAUCACACAUGUGUAUGAUUUCACGGCGUUUACAGCAGCUAUUAGAUCUUGAGCAAAGAAAAUUGUCUGUGCCAAUGGAGGGUGCCGGCCGAUGUGGUAUAGACUCAAAAACUUUUGUUGAUUUGAAAAUUUCACCAGCGGACGGCGGUUCGAGUACUGGUGAAUGGAUUAGAGCUGGUGUUAUGAGUGUAGUUUCGGGUAAAUUAACACCAACUCAGUUCGAUAUUUUGGACUGGAAUCAUUUGGAUGGCUUGCCAUUAGCAGAUGAGACAUUUAAUAUGCCCGAUGAUAUUGAUAUUUUGUUAAGCGUAGAAUUUAUGGCACGCAUUCAAGGUAACAAAAUUAUAAGAGAUCAUAACAAUUCGAAUCGUCCAGUGGUGGGCUGCACUACAUUUGGCUGGAUUGUUUAUGGAGCAUUACCAUCAAGUCAAAGGUUUGCUUCUUUGUCGCAUCUUGCAAUCGCUGAUUGUCAACGCAUCCCCGACAAUUUGGAAAGAUUGUGGAGGGUUGAUGCUGUGAAAGAAAAAUCGCUUCUCACGUCCGAGGAAGCGCGUUGUGAGCAAAUUUUCAGCGAAACUAUAAAGCGAGCUGAAGACGGUCGGUAUUCAGUUGCGAUGCCAAUUAUGGACAAUCCGCCUAAAUUGGGCAAUUCAUUGCGUGCAGCCAUAGCACGUCAAUUACAAAAUGAGAGACGAUUUCGCAAAGGUCCAAAGUUAAAAGAGAAUUACAUCAAGGAUAUUCGCCAAUUCAUUGAUUUGGACCAUAUGGAGUUGGUUCCGCUGAAUGAGAUAGAUAAAGAGGAUGUCUAUUACAUACCGCAUCAUGCUGCAAAUUCAAGUAAAUUUCGAGUUGUUUUUGACGGUUCUGUUAAGACUACAACGGGUGUAUCUCUCAAUGAUAUUUUAUUAAAUGGACCUCGUUGUCAAGAUGAUUUGAAUAUAAUUAUUAUGCGAUUUCGUAAAUAUGGUGUUGCAUUAACAACGGACAUUACCAAGAUGUAUCGUCAAGUCUUGGUACCAGAAAAUCAACGUGAUUAUUUGCGAAUUGUUUGGCGCGAAAAUGAGAAUGAACCACUACGGCAUUAUCGAAUGAAAAGGCAAACAUAUGGUUUAAAAUCAAGUGCAUAUUGUUGUGUCGCCACUUUGAGGUAUUGUGCUUUGGAACAUCGACAAAAGUAUCCAUUAGCGUCAAAAGCAGUGUUGAAUUCGUUCUACGUCGAUGAUGGUACUUUGUGCGCAGAUACUGAUUUUGAUGCGGAGAAUUUGUAUCGAGAGUUGAAUCAGAUGUUGAUGAGUUGUGGUUUUCCAUUGGCAAAAUGGGCCACAAAUAGUGCACACAUGAGGUCGGUACUUGGUGUUACCGCCGGCGCAGUAAGUUCAGUAAAUUUUGAUCUUUGUGAUGAAAGUUCAAUUCUUGGUUUGAAAUGGUCAAUUGCGGAUGAUGCAUUCCGUUAUAAUUACACUAAUUUAUCGGAUCUGCCACCUACAAAACGAAAUAUAGUGUCAGCGAUUGCGAAGUUAUAUGAUCCUAUUGGGUGGUUGGCACCAAUUGUAAUUUUGGGUGAAAUUCUGAUACAGGAUGUGUGGAAGAGCAAAGUUGAAUGGGACACCAUAGUACCAUUAGAACUUAAGAAUCGUUGGAAUGAUUUAAAAAGAACGAUGAUUGAUGUUAAUAAAAUUACUGUGCCACGGUGGAUUGGACUUUCACCAGAGAAAUCCAUUGAAAUUCAUGGUUUUUCAGACGCGUCGAACAGUGCAUAUGGAAUGACUUUCUACGCCAGAGUAGAAAGUGGAAUUACGAUUGAAUGUAAUCUGAUAACAUCGAAAACUCGCGUUGCACCGCUAAAGGGAAUGACUAUACCACGUAUGGAGUUGUGUGGAGCAUUGAUGAUGGCACACAUGUGUCAACAAAUCUGUAGCAUUCAUGAUGUGCCAAUGAGUAAAUUGACUCUUUGGACAGAUUCAAGCAUAGUCAUACAUUGGUUGUCAAAGUGUCCAUCUGGCUUAAAGGCGUUUGUUGGUAAUCGUGUUGCCGAAGCCCAAGAAUGUACAAAGGGAGCGCAAUGGAAGCAUGUACGUACGAAUGAUAACCCUGCUGAUUUAGCCUCGCGAGGCUUAUUUGCGAGUGAGUUAGUUGGAAAUUCGCUUUGGUUCCAUGGACCGCACUGGUUGUCGAAACCACAUUCAGAUUGGCCAGUUGGCAGUUUUACCAUUGAUCAACGUGUUAAAGAGGCUACAGUAGCUGAGUCAAGAGCAGUUCAGGCAUGUGCUAUUAUUCGAGUUGAAACUGUGCCGCGAAUUGAAGUUACAGUAAAUGAUGUAACAACAGAAAUGUUGUUGGAUCAUUGUAGUUCGAUGAUGAGGUUGGUUCGUGUUACUGCUAGAGUUUUGGCUUUCAUAAGAAAGAUAAGAACCAAAGAGAAAGUCUGUUCAACGUUCAUUGCCCAUGCCGAUUACUUGGAGGCUCAAGCAAUUUGGAUCAAAUAUCAUCAACAAAAAUAUUUCGCCGGAGAUAUUGAGCUACUCAAAAAUGGUAAAAGUUUAUCGCGUGAUUCAAUAAUAGUGAAGAUGUCACCUUUGUGA
Messenger RNA from Contarinia nasturtii (swede midge), 3591 nucleotides. RefSeq lists its product as uncharacterized. NCBI's taxonomy places the organism in Eukaryota, Metazoa, Arthropoda, Insecta, Diptera, Cecidomyiidae. The record is from RefSeq and is a predicted model, not a curated record. Bases 1 to 3591 code for a protein of 1196 amino acids. The transcript has 4 exons.